GAGAGUUUAAACGACGACGUUUGCUGUCGGAGGGUAGUGUCAGGGAGAGGAAGCCAAAAAGUUCCCGCCGCCAUGGCCGUUACGGCGUCUGGAUUCAUCGCGAAAUCAUCAAUAUACGUUCGUCUAGAUUUCUCGUCGGUUCCUGUCAAAUUCCCGCGCUUGAAACGUCCAUUUUCUGCCUCAAAACCUCUGGUGGUCCGGUCCGUGGCCUUAUCGCCGCCAGCGAGAACAGUUGAGUCUCCGCCUGCCGGUUACCGGAAAAAUGUUGGGAUUUGUCUCGUUAGUCCAUGUAGAAAAAUUUUUACUGCAUCAAAGAUUCACGUUCCGGAUACAUGGCAAAUGCCUCAGGGUGGAGCUGAUGAAGGCGAAGAUCUAAGACACGCUGCCUUUAGAGAGCUGCGAGAAGAAACCGGGAUACCAAACUGGCUGACCUAUGAUUUUCCACGACAAGUGAAGGAUAAACUGAACCGGAAAUGGCGAACAAGUUACAAAGGACAAGCACAGAAGUGGUUUCUCUUCAAGUUCACGGGCAAGGAGGAAGAGAUAAACCUCCUCGGAGAUGGUACUGCUAAACCGGAGUUUAAGGUUUGGUCUUGGAUGCUACCGGAACAAGUGAUUGAACAUGCUGUGUAUUUCAAGAGACCUGUUUAUGAGCAUGUCAUAAAGCAAUUCAACCCUUAUUUUGUGGAGGAAGACAAGGAUUCCAUCAACUCAUCUAAGGAUUGUUUGAGUGUGCACCGAGCUCCUGGAAAGAAGCAGCAGAAGAAAGGAAUUGAUUUUAAGAAAAUCAAGAGAAAGCUCGGGAGAAAAUUGCCUCCACCAAAGAAUGCCACUAACACAGAGAUUAAAUCCAAAGCGAUUAUACUUCCUGAGCAAAGUUUGGCAGCAGAAAAGAGUGGCUUCGCUACAAGUAAGAAAGGCUUGACCCUCCAGGAGCUUCUGCGACAAACUUCCCAUCACAAUGCCAAAGUUCGCAACGAUGCGUUACAUGGCAUCAAAGACCUUCUCAGGCACCAUCCAGCAGAGCUGCAGACACUCAAACACGCGAUCCUACUGAAACUCAGGGAACGCAUUAGUGAUGAUGAGACGAAAGUCAGAGAAAGUUUCUAUUCACUGUUUCAGACCACCAUCUUUCCUGCUUGUUUAGAGGACAACAACCAGGGCCCUCUGGUGUCACUUUUGAUGCCAUACAUAUUUAGCGCCAUGGCUCAUUCAGCUAUUGAUGUUCGUUUGAUGGCUUUCAAAUUUCUCCACCUUGUCGUGGAGCACUACUACCCGCCUACCUUCUCCUUGUAUGCUGAAAAGAUUCUCGAAAACUACAAGGAUAUUAUUCAGAAAAAUCAUUUCUAUGUGCAAGAUAAAAGCAAGCUAAAAGUAGCUCUUUCUGGUUUGGCGCAUUGCCUGUCGCUGUUUCCAUGUGAUGAGAGCGACGCCGAAUCACAGAAGAAGGGACCUCUGGAGAAUGAAACGCUACUUGCCUAUGAGCAAGAUACUGCAAAAGAAUGCGUUCGUUUUGCCCACGUCUCCGGGAGAUUGAAGGAGGUUGUUGGAGUCAUAAUCAACUGUUUCCAAGAUUUCAUUCCAUUGAUUCAUGCUCCGGGAGGAUUCGGUGUAGAAUCAUUUGAUUGUAUACACCAUAUACUUUGCAGCAUAGGUUCUGCAAUCAAGUUUUCCAUUCGUAGGCACAUUCAAAGACAGACCAUAUGCCUACCUGCAUCUGAGGAAGUUACUCUGAUGAUAUUGGAUCAGGACAUUGCAUCAAUGUUGUCAAAAAAGUUACUUGGUUCUUUCCCCCUUAAUCCAGAAAACAAUCUUUCCGGAAAGAGUGCUGAAAGGUACUUCAUCCUCAAUAGUGUAUUGACAGAAAUAUUUUUGGAAGUAAGUGAGUGGAGCCGCCUUCCUCCUGAUCUUUGCAAUAGAUUUCUGGAAUUUAUUGAGAAUACAUUACUAGGCAAGAUCACCAGGAUUAGUAAACCUAUUAAAGAAAAGACUUCACUUACACUGUUGCCCUUUAUUCCAAGACUUAUAUUGAGGGUGGACCAUAAUUGGAGAGAUAAUCUUCUGCAGGCAUUUACUAUUACCUUCAACGACUGCAAACCAGAGUCUGCACUUAAACUGGCCUGCAUUUCAAUCGUUAGAGACUUGAUUAUCCCUAAUGGAGAUAUACUUUAUCUCAGUGCAAGUGAUCCAACAGUAAAUAACUACCAAAGAGCUUGGGUCGACAAACUUCCAUCACUGCUAAAUCAGUUAGGUGAUAAACAUCCCUUAUCAACGCAGGCUGUUUUGCAACUUUUGCUUGACCUUGGGCGAGUUGGGUGUUUAAAUGCUUCCCCCACAUUUGAAGAAGACAUCAGAAAAUUCUUCAACCCUUGUCAGGGAGAAGGUGAUGUGUCUGGUGGGCCUUUUGCAAGUCUCCCUAGGGAAGUCCAAGACUUGGCUCUCUCUUUCCUUUACUAUUUUACGAUAGACAAUUUUAGUUCUCCUAUGCUGGAAUCAAUAGUUUCAUGCUGUCUGUAUCCACAACUCGAGCAAGCUGUGUUGUAUCGGAUAGUGGAAAUUCUUCACACUGCCUAUAAAGCUGGAUAUAUCCAGAUUACUGAUCAUUUCAGCUUCCUCAUCACCUUAAUUGCACGUUUCAAAGUUGGUUCAGAGAAAGGCCAGUUAGCUACGGAGUGUAAUGAGCAGGAUACAUUAAAAGCACUUACAGCCCUUGUGUGCUCAUGUUUGUCAGAAAUGGGUGAUGGCUCUCUUGUCCUCCAUAUUCUAGAGAAACUUUUACUCGAACAAAUAAUUCUGAAGCCUGCGUUGGACAAUGGAUGUGGCAUACUCAGGAUGAUAUGCGCGUUGGACUCUAAACCUACUAGGCUUUCUGAAAGCAGCAUAAGCACUCUAAGUGAAUUCUUACCGAGAUAUCUGAUCGACAUGGUCAAUAGCAUACCAGAAGAUAAGGAGAACUCUUACCUUUACAUACAAACAUGUAACUACUAUCUAGUACCUUGUUUUUUCCUGUUUGACCGGAGCUCCAAACUCACACAAGAGGUUCUGAAAAGAAUGCAAUCGAUGGUUAGUGAAAACACCAAAGCGCUGGGAUCGGUCCAAGACAGGGAGAGCGGUCGAAACUCGUUGAAUUUGAUACAGUGCAUCGUCUCUGUGAUCCUGCUGAUGCACAACGAUGUCAAAGUUAGGAAGAUAAUAUUGUCAUCCAAGUCAGAGAUCGAUUUGAUUCUGCACAACGUUGUCUCGUUGCAGUCCUCGGGAAGCAGGAGCUUGACUGUAGAAGGAAAACAUAUGAUGAAAAUUUCAGGAGAGCGACUUAAGAUUGCAUCCAAUAGCCUACUCACAUAAUUAUGUUUACAACAUAUUAAAUACACGCAGUGAGAAGUUAUUUCAUAACUGUAACAUGAAAUUAUUUCACUCUCUUUAGUCUUCUUACAAAGAAUGCUAAGAAGAUAUAUGUAUUUGCUAUUUACUUGCUUUGGAAAGCAGCAGUUUUUAUAUAUAUUUCUUUCAUUUUGUGAAACCG
Molecule: messenger RNA, 3523 nt
Organism: Thlaspi arvense
Lineage: Eukaryota; Viridiplantae; Streptophyta; Magnoliopsida; Brassicales; Brassicaceae
Source: the annotation of a GenBank genome assembly